Vicia faba (fava bean) is the source of this 1545-nucleotide messenger RNA. The record is from the annotation of a GenBank genome assembly. Lineage: Eukaryota; Viridiplantae; Streptophyta; Magnoliopsida; Fabales; Fabaceae.
AUGGGUAAACAAGGACCUUGCUAUCACUGUGGAGUUUCAAGCACACCACUUUGGCGUAAUGGGCCACCUGAGAAGCCAAUUUUGUGCAAUGCAUGUGGUUCUCGAUGGAGGACAAAGGGAACACUUGCAAAUUAUACUCCUCUACAUGCUCGAACAGAACCUAAUGAUUAUGAAGAUCAAAGAGUUUCGAGGUUAAAGAUUGUAUCAGUGAAUAAGAACAAAGAAGUGAAAUUGGUUAAACGAGAGCAGAACCAUGGUAAUGCUUAUGCUGCAUCUGGAUGGCUCACCCCUGAAUAUAAUCAAGGAUUUCAAAAGGCUGUGGAUGAGGAUACAAGUAAUAGAUCAAGUUCAGGGUCAGCUAUCUCUAAUUCUGAAAGCUGUGUUCAAUUUGGUGGCAUCGAUGCUAGUGAUUUGACAGGUGCUUCUCAAUCAGUGGUAUGGGAUACCGCGGUGCCUUCCAAAAAGAGAACAUGUGCUGGUCGUCUGAAGCAUUCUUCUGUUGAGAAGCUCACAAAGGAAUUGUGUAAUAUUCUUCACGAACAGCAACAACAGUCUUGUUUUUCUGCUUCUUCUGAAGAGGAACUUCUUUAUGAAAAUGAAGCGCCGAUGGUCUCUGUUGAGAUAGGACAUGGAAGCAUGCUCAUUAGGCAUCCUAGCUCUAUAGCUCGAGAUGAAGAGUCAGAGGCUAGCUCUCUUUCAGUUGAUAAUAAACAAUGCUUAAUGAAUGAGGCAUAUUCGUGCUAUGGUCCAAUUCCCAUGCUUAGUGAUUACACUAGCAAGAAUUUCUCUUCUCGGGGAGGUGCAAAGGUCGGAAACUCUGUUGACCAAAGAAUGCCGCAAGAGAAACUUGAGAGGAAUAAGUCUCAGCUUGAAAAACUAGAAGUUCUUGGAAAUCAUGAUUCAUCACUGUGCUCAAUAGAUUUAAAAGAUGCAGUGAACUAUGAGGAGUUUUCAAGAAACUUGACAGAUGAAGAGCAGCAGCAAUUACUGAAGUAUUUCCCUGUGGUUGAUACUGCAAAACUUCCUGAUAGGGAAGGUGUGUUCGAUAACUCUUUGUUGGGCGUGAACCCUGAAGACUGUAAGACGCUGAAAAGGCUUGCAUUGUCUAAUCUGUCAAAGUCAAAAUGGGUAGAACACUAUAAUCAUCUCAAGAGUGGUGGAAACAAAGCUGGAAAAUGUGAUGAUGUGGAAUCUCCUGCUGUGGCAUCAAGUAAUGUUGCAAAUGUUAAGAGAUUGCGUGUCGGCCAAAACCAAAAUUUUCCAGUUUCAGAAUUGAAGACAACAAUGAAGAGUCCCAAAAGGGUCAUCAUAAAAGCUAGCAGUGGCGGCAAAGAAAUUGUAGACGGCUCCAGCAUCAGUGGUGGCAAAGAAAUUGUAGAUGGCUCUAACAUCUUUGUCGACGAGAGUUCUGAUCAUGAUCUGCUGCUAGAUUUUCCAUCCAACAAUUCUUUUCCACAGGCAGAGCUCUUACUCACAACUUCUAGCUUGGUUGCUCAAGGAAGCACCAGUAGUAGCUCGGUACACUCCCGUGUUACUCGUCCUUGA